This is a messenger RNA of Meloidogyne enterolobii, 315 nucleotides long. The record is from the annotation of a GenBank genome assembly. Lineage: Eukaryota; Metazoa; Nematoda; Chromadorea; Rhabditida; Meloidogynidae.
AUGGAACAUCAUUCUACGAAUUAUGGUGGAAUAAAAAUUGGGCAGGGUCAACGUCAAAUACCGUCAGGGCAUAUUCAUCAAAGUCAAGAUGUUCAAGGCAAAGGGAAGGGUAAACUGAUCGAAUCGGACGACGAUAAAUAUCAAGAUGCCCAUAACAAGGGGAAGGGUAAACUAUAUCAAUCGGGUUAUGAAAUGGAAUAUGAUAGCACUAAGGAGGAAAAUGAACGUCUUCAAACUGAUAAUUAUGAUUGGGAAAAAUAUCAAAACAUUUUUUUGCCUAAAAAAGCUUCAAACGAAUAUUUAGGUAAGCUUUAG